Messenger RNA from Komagataella phaffii GS115, 3630 nucleotides. RefSeq names its product Protein required for proper cell fusion and cell morphology. Gene Ontology annotation, biological process: regulation of cell shape. The record is from RefSeq and is a predicted model, not a curated record. Gene Ontology annotation, molecular function: protein binding. NCBI's taxonomy places the organism in Eukaryota, Fungi, Ascomycota, Pichiomycetes, Pichiales, Pichiaceae. The coding region runs from base 1 to 3630 and encodes 1209 amino acids. The transcript has a single exon.
AUGGCUCCUUUCUUCAGAAAGCACAAAAAGUCAGGAAGUACUUCAAACUCUCAAAAGGAGACUCCUGAGAACAGCAAUCAUGCUUUCAAUCAGGAUGUUCAGACCCCACAGCGUCGUGUCACGGGCGAGAGCGAGUCCAGCCUCAAGACUGACCUGUCAUCACCAGCUACGCCAAUCAACCCCUUUCUGAAAAAAAAUCAAAAUCAAAAUCAGAACCAAAAUCAUCAGAGGCCCCCACAGGCUCCGAGUUAUCAACACGGUAUCAGUACCCCCCCUACACAGUAUUCGAAUUUUGCUUCUCCCAACAGUUAUCCUUCAGUAGCCACUCCUUCAGUUAACACUCCACCUACUAGCGCACAACAUGGUAAUUUACCACGAUCUGCAGGAAACUACAAUAAUGGGUCUUAUAGCGACCUUUCCCCGAGAUACUCUCAAGGCCAGCAGAUCCACAAUCCACAAAUUCAGCAGCAUCAGCAACAUCAGCCGAUGCCCCAGGACGCCCCUCAGAAGAUUGGCAAUUAUCGUUAUCCUCCCCCAGUUUCUCCCUCUACCAGUUCUCCAAGUAAUGCCGCUAGCCGUGGCUUGCAUCAUCCUUCUGGAAAGCCACUUCCUACAGUAAGCUACAAUACUAUGAUUGCGAAGACCCUAGAGCCUCCAACGCCAACUCCAUGGACAAAAAAAUUCCUCUAUAACUCUCCGUUUCCAAGAUUUAUGCAUACAGCAUCGUCUUUCUUAACUGAGAAUGGCAGUUUUUUUGUGAUGGGUGGUUUAAGAGAUGCCAAUGUUUACGGCGAUAUCUGGAUUUUGCAACCAACGAAUGCGAAAAGCUCGUCGAAUGAAGAUUCUGGUCCGUCAAAUUACUGCUAUCUUGCUAAGCCGAUCGAAAACUUCGAAGGAAUCCCUGCUCCAAGAGUUGGCCACAGUUCUGUUCUCAUUGGCAAUGCUUAUAUUGUUUUUGGAGGUGAUACCCUUCAAACCAACGAGAUUGGCGAACUAGACAAUAAUCUUUAUUUUUUCCAUGUAGGUGCAUACAAAUGGACCAUCCCCAAUCCGACCGGAGAGAAACCAACCGGAAGAUAUGGGCAUACCAUCUCCAUCAUUACACUUUCUUCUGAUCCAGAAAACAUCCAGGAAACUACCCCGUACUUGUACUUAUUUGGCGGAAUGUUGGAUAACGAUAUUCACAAUGAUAUGUGGUCAUUUGAUCUUUCAAACUUCCGUCGUACUCAAUGGAGUAAAGUUAUACCUUCCAAAGAAAGUCCCGUGCCCCCAAGACUCACGAAUCACACGAUGUCUAUCUUCGAUGAGAAAAUUUACAUUUACGGAGGAUUUGAUGGGGUUAAGCUAUCUAAUAAGUUAUGGAGCUUUGAUCCAACAGAAAAGAUUUGGGAGAAUAUACAAUUAAAGGGAUACCAGCCUCCUGCUCUUAGGGAACAUGCAGCUGCCACUUUCAACAAUCUAUUAUUCAUCUACGGGGGUAAAGAUAAAAAUGAUAACCCAUCAGAUGAGUUCUUCUGUAUAAACUUGGAAAAGUUUAUCUGUUUCAGAAUAAAGAACGACGUAUUUUCUAGUCCAGGGAAGCGUAUGGGGCAUUCCUUAACUGUUGAUCUGGCACAAGAAAAGCUCAUAAUUGUUGGUGGUGACCCUGAUGAUAGCGAUCUAACUGAUCCCUAUGUUCAAAAGGACUACGUGUUAGAAGGUGCGAACCUGGCUUAUGACAAAACUGUUCUUCAUGAAUUUGAUCUGAACAAGUUACCUAACUUUAUUAUACAAGAGGAUUUGGAACUAGCCGCAAAACCCAGAGAGCAGGAGAUAUCCAAGGAGGACAGUCCAACACAGGAGAAGGAAAUUGCCGAAUUUUCUUCACUGAAUGAAAAUGAGUUUACAUCUUCCACCCCGCUUACUACCCCAAAUAAACAAGACAUUUCUUCCCCAACUCAUAAGGAAGAAUCUCCGAGUAACUCGCCUGAAAUGUUGACCUUUCCUAAUCACGAAGAAAUGGAGUUAUCUCCUACCAAGCCGUUGGUCAAUCCUGCAGAGCAUAAAUUGUCAAGUGAAACAGAGGAAUCAGUGGCAAAGAGUACUACUACUUUGAAUGCGUCUUCCCCCCGAACAGCGAAUGGAGUUCAGUCAGAGUCAAGUUUUUUGAAACAUUAUGCUAACGUUACCGAUAAUGGUGAAAUUGACAAUGAAAACGAAGCAGAUCCCACUGAAACUGAGGUCAAGUCAGUUCCUAAAUCAGAAUAUGACGAACUUGUCCAGCUCGUUGAUCAACUAAGGUUCACUCUGGACUCCAAAGUGAAAGAGGCAAACGACCAAGUUAUUAGUAUCGAGGCCAAAAAGAAUAAAGAAAUUGAAGGGUUAAAGAUCCAGCUUGCUGAUGUAAAAAGCCAGAUCCAAACUCCAACGAUACCAGUUUCUUCUCCAUCCAAUGCUAUUAUUGCAGGAUCUCUAUUCAGUAAAUCUACAAGCACACGUGCGAUUCAGGAGGGGACUGAAGCUCCCGAGGAUCAAAAUGUUACCGAUGAAAAUAGUGAAGCAAAGGAGGGUGCAAUUGAGGAUAAAACUAUUGAUACCGCAGAGACGACUACUGUUGGACUCAAAAGACAGGUGCUUACACUCCAAAAUAAGCUUGUACAUCUAGAAAAAGAAAAAGUUGAACGAGAUUCUCAACUUACCAAAUUUAAGCCCCUUUUAGAUAAUCAAAUUGUCGAGCUUACCAGCUUGAAUAGCCUUAUUAAGACACAGGAGAGUAAGAUAUUAGAGUUGGAAGACUAUGUGAAGGACCAAACCAGCCUUCAGAAAGAGAUUCUAGAGUGGAAGAAUAAGUACGAAGAAAUCCAACUAGAACUAGAAGAAUCCAAGAAACUAGCCUUUGCUGAUAUAUCGAUUAAUGGUGAAAAAAGUAUCAAUGGUGAGGAGGGUGACGAAAACAAGGAACCUGUUGGAAUUCACAAAUCUGUGCAUAGAAUCACUCAAGGUAUUGACAACUUGAUUAAUGUGUGGUCUGGCCUAUCUACGGAGACAGGACCUCUUGAUGAAUCCGUAGACACUGACGAGGAGGACCUCCCAACGAGACUUCAAAAACAGAUUGACCAGUUAUUAGAACUUAAUGCUACUCAAGAGGAAGAGAAACAUGCAUUUAAGGAAGAAUUGGAUACCUUGAAAAAUGAAUUAAGUGAUGUUUCUAAAGAAAAGGAAGUUCUGGAAACUAAAUCGGUCACGAAUAGAGACCUCGAAACAAAUUACAAGCAAUCAGUACAGAGUCUGAAAAACACACAUAAAGCUCUCAAUCUGUCUCAGAUUGAGCUGGAGAAGCAGAAGGAUUUGAAUAAGAAGCUCUCUUCUGAGAUUGAAGAACUUCGAUUGUUCAAGUUAAACAAGAGGAAUACCUCCAGAAAUGUAACACCGGUUAUUGUGAAUGAUUCUGAUAGUUUCCAAAAUGAUACCAAUGAAAGCAAAGAACAACGAAAUGAGGACGCAGAUGAUGACGAUGAUAAUAACGAGUUGAACGAUCAUUACGACUUAAAGAUAAAAGAUCUCGAAGCAGAUUUAUUCAUUUUGAAGCAAGAAAGAGAUCAACUCAAAGACGAAGUACACCAGUUAAAAAAGACUUUGUACACAAAGUGA